AUGGCCGACCGCCUCUCCGCCGGCGCAAUGUCUGCUCCACCACCUCCGCAGCAACACGCACCAGCCCAGCAGCCGCAACACACACAGAACACGACACCACAGCAUGCCCAGCACCAGGCCGCCUCUCCGACCGGCAUGAGCCAGCAAGGAGCAUCUGCUACGAGUUUCCGAAGACAACGCGCUUCGAGAGCCUGCGAGGUGCGCUGUGAUGCCGCUAGCCUCGGUGUGCCCUGCACCAACUGCGUCGCCUUCAACAUCGAAUGCAAGAUCCCCUCUCCCAAACGAAAGAAGACAUCGUCCAAGCAGAAAGACUCCAACAGGUACACAGCCCAUCGUCUGCCUCGACAAGACGUGCCUAACUUUGGCAGUGACCGCGAAGACAGUAGCAGCAUCGUUCAGCCCUCACCAGCUACCCACGACAAUGUUGCACGCCCCGAUGUCGUCCACCAGCCUCCGAUGCCCAUGCCUCAGCUGCCUCCUCGCAACGGCGUCGACUACUCUUCCCCUAGUGGCAUGCCUCCAACCACCCUCUCGGAGAAAUAUCAGGAACAACAGCAGAUUCACGAUGCAACCUGGAGUCAGUACAUGAAGCCAAAGUUCGCACGCGCUCCCAUCAAAGAAGCUGGCCGCGUUGCAUAUCUGGGCGAGUCGUCAAAUCUGUCUCUGCUUGUACACGACAAGCAUGGCAACUCGGAUGUCGUCCACUAUCCCCUGCCUGAGAAUGUGCGCGGUCCUCGGGCACGCAUGAACGAACUGGAUGAACUCGAACUGCGCAUUUUGCACGAGCGAGGAGCUUUCUUGCUACCCCCACGUCAACUGUGCGACGAGCUAGUCGAUGCUUUCUUCACCUGGAUCGCCCCCGUCGUGCCUGUAAUCGAUCGCAACAAGUUCAUGAAACGAUACCGAGAUCCCAAGAACCCGCCGUCACUACUUCUGCUGCAAGCUAUCCUCCUGGCUGGAUCGCGCGUAUGCACAAAUACACAACUUAUGGACGCCAACGGUUCCACGACGCCGGCCGCCAUGACCUUCUACAAGCGAGCCAAAGCGUUGUAUGACGCCAAUUACGAAGAUGAUCGCAUUACUAUCGUUCAAGCCGUCAUCCUGAUGGGCUGGUAUUGGGAGGGCCCAGAGGGUAAGAUGCGAGAGAAGCCCAGCGUCGCCCGUGAGUGUCAAUCUGACAUUGCUUCAGAUGUAACCAAGAACGUCUUUUACUGGAGUAGAGUGGCUGUCGUGAUCGCCCAAGGUUCAGGAAUGCACAGAAGUGUUGAAAAAUCUCAGCUCAGCCAACAGGACAAGCGUCUCUGGAAACGCAUCUGGUGGACUCUAUUCACGCGAGAUCGCUCAGUGGCAGUCGCCCUCGGUCGCCCUUGCGGUAUCAACAUUGAAGACUCUGAUGUCGAGAUGAUCUGUGAAGAGGACUUUGUCGAGGACGAAACUGACCAAAAUCCCGAGUACCCUCUGGAUCCAGUACACAUCCACUUCUUCCUGAAUUACGUCAAAUUAUGCGAAAUCAUGGGCUUGGUCCUUUCUCAAAACUACUCGGUCGCUUCGCAGAAACGCGGUCGCAACAACGCAAUCGACCUAACUCAUUGCGACAUGGCUCUGGCCGACUGGCUCCAGAAUUGUCCGAAAGACGUCUACUGGGAGAAGAAUCGACAUCACUUCUGGUCCGCUCUUCUCCACUCGAACUACUACACCACACUUUGUCUCUUACAUCGCGCUCACAUGCCUCCCGCUGGCUCAUCACCAGAGAUGAACCGGUCGAAUGGUUUCCCUGAAGAUAUGGCUUAUCCAUCUAAGAACAUCGCCUAUCAGGCAGCCGGCAUGAUCACUUCCAUCGUUGAGGCUUUGACUAACCACAAUGAGCUUCAAUACACACCCGCCUUUAUGUAA
Messenger RNA from Aureobasidium uvarum, 1893 nucleotides. The record is from the annotation of a GenBank genome assembly. Lineage: Eukaryota; Fungi; Ascomycota; Dothideomycetes; Dothideales; Saccotheciaceae.